Messenger RNA from Mytilus californianus (California mussel), 2303 nucleotides. RefSeq names its product ankyrin repeat domain-containing protein 6-like. The record is from RefSeq and is a predicted model, not a curated record. The transcript is spliced from 5 exons. Gene Ontology annotation, biological process: intracellular signal transduction. NCBI's taxonomy places the organism in Eukaryota, Metazoa, Mollusca, Bivalvia, Mytilida, Mytilidae. Bases 120 to 1124 code for a protein of 334 amino acids. Gene Ontology annotation, molecular function: protein binding.
CGGAAGUCAGUGUAAAUUGGGGCAGCGGAUUUGAUUGCAGAAAUUGUUUUGUAUAAGUUAGAUCAAUAACGUUAACUGCUUUAAAAGUGGAGGAAGAAGAAUGAGCUGACCUUUUAAAGAUGGCAGUGAACAAGAUGUUUAUAUCAGCUCUGAAAAGGAAUGACAUAGACAGAGCUAUUUCACUAAUGAUAACUCCUGGAUACAAUGUGAACUCAACAGAAUACAAAGACUGUACACCACUUAUAUUGUCUACUAAGCUAGGGUUAGUAAAAGUAGUACAGCAGUUGUUGUCUCUUGGAGCUGAUACAAACUGGCAAGAUAAGAAUGGUAGAUCUGCUCUCACUCAUGCUUGUAUAUCAGGCAAUACAGAGAUAAUCAGAGAACUCGUCAAAGCUGGCUGUAACUUGAAUAGGCCAACAGCCUUUGGUGAUAGGCCAAUACAUGAAGCUGUGGUGUAUGGUAGACUAGAGGCUGUAGAGGAACUACUGAAGGCAGGAGUGGAUAUUAAUUCUAAAAAUAGUAUCACAAGACAGACUGCGUUACAGUUAGCUGUGCUAUCAGAACAAAAAGAAGUUGUUGAUCUGUUGAUUCAAAAAAAUGUAGCCAUAGACAUUCCAACCUUUGAAGGUGAAACAGCUUUACACUAUGCCGUUCAAAUUAACGACUUCAGAAUUGUUAAAAAUUUAAUAGCAGCUGGAGCGAGCAUUCAUAAAAAGAACUAUAUCGGAGAAACACCUUAUCUUCUAGCUGUUCAGGAAGGGAAAAUUGACCAUGUGAAAACGUUGAUUUUAGCUGGUUGCAAAAUAUAUUCUUCCUCCUAUAUGUCACCACUUAGCUUGGCAUGCACAAAUUAUAAUCCUACAAUGGUUAAAUAUCUUCUAUCGGAGGGAUACAAUGCCAGUGAGGAUAAAUCAUUUAGACAGCAUAUAUACAUCAAAAUGGAGGAACGACAUCCAGAAUUGUUGGACUAUGUAUAUAACAGGUGCAGUAAUCCAUGCUCUCUAAAGGAGCAUUGUCGUAUUUAUAUUAGACGGUUGUUAAAUAAUAAUAUGGAUCAUGUCGUCCCUGGAUUAGCAUUACCAAAGAUGCUUCAAGAAUGGAUCCUGAUGGAUGUUAUUUAUUAGAUUUCUGUUUUGAAUAAUUUAUUUUUCUGAUUAAAAGCUCACAUAGCAUUGGAAACAUUUUGCUAUAGUACUUGAUGUAUGGUAUGGGUGUGAAGUCAUCAUUUACAUAACAUUGUGAUCAGUGGUGGCUGUAAAAUUGCAAUAUUUAAAAGACACAAAUUAGUGCUUCAGUAUACAUUAAGGCAAAAAAAGAUCAGUUCAAAAAAUUGUUUUACAAAUGUAUUAGAUCCUUUUUUGUUACUUCAAUCAUUUUCUGAUAGAUUUUCAUGCUUCUGCUGUAAGCCAAUGAGUCAUUAUGUGUUACCCUUCAAUUUUUAAUUUGUUUCCUCUCAAUAAGGUUACCUAUCAAUGACUUAAAUUAAUUCAAACCAAAUAUAUUUUAAUUUGAAAAAGGUCCAUUUACCAUUUGCCAAAUUCAGUUUGGUCAGAAGUUAUGCCCCUUGAGUAUCAGAAAGUUCCAAAUUGACAUAUGAAUGAAUUUUAUAUUAGUGUUUAAUUAUGUCACAAUGUUAAAAAAUAUUAAUAUUGUUAUGAACAAGGUCCAGAUAAAUUGUUAUAAUGUCAUUCUGUUUUCAAUUCAGUUAUAUUUUGUAUUUAAAAGUAAAUAAGAUCAUAUAAGUUGGUAAGCUUUAAACUUAAUAUGUAGUACUUAAUUGGGUUGGAUAAGCUGUAAUAACUUCAUUUUUAUUUUCUGUUCAAAGUGAAAUUCUGUAUUAAUGUCUCCUGAAGGGAGACCUAAGGUAGCAAAAAAUAGUUAGGAGUGUAUUUUCGCAUUUUGGCCCUGGUGGAUUUUACAAAUAUAAAAGUUAUUGUGAAAUAAAAUUCAUUUUUAGACAGCUGAUGACUAAUUUAGCCUUCAAAGUGGGUUUAUAGGACCAUCAAGAUUAUUGUUUACAUGUUUCAUGGGCUAUUUUCUGUUUGACUGUCCGUAUUUUCAUAGCCAGACCGGCCAUAAGUCCAGAAAUUCAAUUUUACAAAAAAAUUAGACGAAAGACAUAUGAUUUUUUUUUUAUCUCUUGAUAGAUGUAUGUAAACAGUUUCAGAAAAGGUAUCACUCCAACGGAUUGAAAUUCUACUUUUGGCCAAACUUUGGGGAAAUAUGUGACAUCUUUACCCCCCUUUUUGUAAUAUUGUAUAGCUAAUACAUGCAGGUUGUUGCCAUGGAUACACCAAAAAGAA